AGCCCAGCCCACUAAAGGUUGCCGCGAUUUUCAUUCUCUGGAAGGACAGAAGUUCAGAGAAGACAGACAGUACUAGUGAAAACCGCGAAGAAAGGAGCAAAAUAAUGCAAAGACUUGCGGCGAAGAGGCUGAUUUCUUCAAAACCCGCCGUCUCAAUCAUCAGAUGCACCGGUUCCCACAAUUUACUCACGUCUCCUGCGAAUUCAGGCGAUAUAAGGGAUCCUCAAACACUUUGUCGCACUCUUGAAACCUGCAAACUCUCCAUGAAUUUCCAAGCGGUACUACAAACCCACACAAGAGCCAUUGUAUUUGGGUAUGGAACUUACCCAUCGGUAAUAGCUUCUUUAUUAUCAACAUAUGUGUGUUGUGAUAGCCUCUAUCUUGCUCGUCGACUUCUUGAUCAAAUUUCUGUUAGGGAUUUUCAUAUUGUGACUCUGAACUUAGUGAUUGAGAGUUUAAUGACAAAGGGAGAAUGCGAUAUUGCGAAGAAGGUAUUUCAUAGCAUGCAUGUCCGAGAUAUUGUAACAUGGAACUCAAUGGUCGGAGGAUACGUUAAAAAUGGACAAUUUGAGGAGGCAUUUAGGUUAUUUCAAAAGAUGCUUAGCUCAAAUAUUGAACCUGAUAAAUUUACAUUUGCAUCCAUUAUUAGUGGGUGUGCUCGACUUGGAGCUCUUGAUCGUGCUUUGUGGGUGUAUGGUUUAAUGAUAGAGAAAAGAAUUGAACUGAAUGCCAUAUUAAUUUCAGCAGUUAUUGACAUGUACUCAAAAUGCGGUAGAAUUCAAACAGCAAAAGACAUUUUCGAAAGUGUUCCACGCAAUGAUGUGUGUAUAUGGAACGCUAUGAUUAAUGGGCUAGCCAUUCAUGGGUUUGGUUUAGAUGCCAUCUUGGUAUUCUCAAAGAUGGAGGUGGAAAAUAUUUUUCCUGAUUAUAUUACUUUUAUUGGACUCCUAACAGCAUGUAGCCACUGUGGUUUGGUUGAGGAAGGUCAAAAGUAUUUUGAUUUAAUGACAAGUCGUUACUCUAUUCAGCCGCGACUCGAGCAUUAUGGAGCCAUGGUUGAUCUCUUCAGUCGAGCUGGCCUUCUGGACGAGGCAUAUCUCAUGGUUGAAGCUAUGCCAAUGGAGCCAGAUAAUGUCAUAUGGAGGACAAUUCUCAGUGCUUGUAGAAUCCACAAAAAGCCAAAGUUGGGUGAAGCUGCAAUUGAAAAUAUUUCUCAUCCCAAGAGUGGAGAUUAUGUGUUACUAUCAAACAUGUACUGCUCUUUAAAGAGGUGGAAUAGUGCCGAAAGAGUGAGAGAAAUGAUGAAAAAAUCAAGAGUUCGUAAACUUCGGGCAAAAAGUUGGUUUGAAAUUGGGGGAGUCAUUCACCAAUUUAAGUCGGGUGACAGAUCUCAUCCUGAAACAGAAGCCUUAUACAAAGUCUUGGAAGGUCUGAUCCAACGGACAAGGUUGGAGGGAUUCACACCUGCAACAGAGUUGGUUAUGAUGGAUGUCUCUGAAGAGGAAAAAGAAGGAAAUUUAUUCCAUCACUGCGAAAAAUUGGCUUUGGCUUAUGGGAUUCUUAAAACUAGCCCUGGAACAGAAGUUAGGGUUUCAAGUAACCUUCGAAUAUGCCAUGACUGUCACUGUUGGAUGAAAAUGGUUUCAAAACUCUUAAGCAGGGUGGUUAUCGUGAGGGACAGAAUACGAUUUCACCGGUUUGAAGGUGGUUUCUGUUCUUGUGCUGAUUAUUGGUAAUCAUCGCUGUAAUUCUCAAUGAGCACAUGCUUUCUCAGACUAUGAUAGUUGAAUUGCUGAUAGAAUUGAAGGUGGAAGGAUUGAUCUGCUGAGCAAUGUCUUCCCUGUGUCCCUAUGUGCAUAUUGUGGAGCGGUUGAAGGACAAGAGUCCAGAAUGUAUUGACUAUUGAUUGACAAAGUGAUGACUGAUUGGAUGUAAAGUACUUGUGACCUGACACCAAAUGGCCUCCCUUUACCUUUUAAAUCACCUAGAAUGAUGAGAAGUGCAAUUCAGCUUAUCUCUUCAAACUGGUCUUAUUGGAAUCGCACAGAAGGGGCUGAUCACCUUUUUGUGGUUCCCCAUCACUUUGGUGCUUGCUUCCGUUAUCAAAAAACUAUGGCGGCGCAGCUUGCUGUGAAAGAAACUAGGGUUCAGGCCGUUUAGUGCACUCCUUGUUGGAGAGGACUCUGAAAGGAUGGUCGCUGCAAUCAAGGAUCGUCUUCAAAUGGCCAAUUGGUAUGAUCGAUAUUCGAUAGUAUACUAUUCGCUAUUCAGGUGGGCCUCUCGAGCUUUGAUUGUUAGGAAGCCCAGAAGCUCCAUCAGCUACUGGGCCGUGGAGGCCCAGUGGACCAGCCUCAUUCCCAACUAUCUGAAAAGUGCAGUUUUACCCAAUUCUAGGAAAA
Tripterygium wilfordii is the source of this 2399-nucleotide messenger RNA. RefSeq names its product pentatricopeptide repeat-containing protein At5g50990. Lineage: Eukaryota; Viridiplantae; Streptophyta; Magnoliopsida; Celastrales; Celastraceae. The coding region runs from base 105 to 1736 and encodes 543 amino acids. The record is from RefSeq and is a predicted model, not a curated record. The transcript is spliced from 4 exons. Gene Ontology annotation, molecular function: protein binding; RNA binding; zinc ion binding. Gene Ontology annotation, biological process: RNA modification.